UCAGUUAGGAGUACCCAAGGGACAACAGGUCCUGAUUAGCUGUUUGGAUUCAAGCUCUGGAAAGAAAUCAGCUCUAGGCCUGAAGGGCAUUUGUCAGGAAGUGGUGCACCUGGGCCAUAUUAUUUUUAAAAAGUGAAGAAAUGGAAUCUGCAAAUUACACCAAAGUGACAGAAUUUGUUCUCACUGGCCUAUCCCAGACUCGAGAGGUACAACUAGUCCUAUUUGUUAUAUUUCUAUCCUUCUAUUUGUUCAUCCUUCCAGGAAAUAUUCUUAUUAUUUGCACCAUCAGGCUUGACCCUCAGUUGACCUCACCCAUGUAUUUCCUGUUGGCUAAUCUGGCCUUCCUUGACAUUUGGUACUCCUCCAUCACAGCCCCUAAGAUGCUUGUCGACUUCUUUGUGGAAAGGAAGAGAAUUUCCUUUGGUGGUUGUAUUGCACAGCUCUUUUUCUUGCACUUUGUUGGAGCCUCAGAGAUGUUUCUUCUUACAGUAAUGGCCUUUGACCGCUAUGCUGCUAUCUGCCGUCCUCUCCACUAUGCUACUAUCAUGAAUCGACGUCUUUGCAGUAUCCUGGUGGCUCUCUCCUGGUUGGGGGGCUUUAUUCAUUCUAUAAUACAAGUGGCUCUCAUUGUUCGACUUCCCUUCUGUGGACCCAAUGAGUUAGACAGUUACUUCUGUGACAUCACGCAAGUUGUCCGGAUUGCCUGUGCCAACACCUUCCCAGAGGAAUUAGUGAUGAUUUUUAGCAGUGGUCUGAUCUCUGUGGUAUGUUUCAUUGCUCUCUUAAUGUCCUAUGCCUUCCUCCUGGCCAUGCUUAAGAAACAUUCAGGCUCAGGUGAGAGUACCAGCCGGGCCAUGUCCACCUGCUAUUCCCACAUCACCAUUGUGGUGUUUAUGUUUGGACCAUCCAUCUAUAUUUAUGCUCGCCCAUUUGACUCCUUUUCCCUAGAUAAAGUGGUGUCUGUGUUCCAUACUGUGAUAUUCCCUUUACUUAAUCCCAUUAUCUAUACCCUGAGGAAUAAGGAAGUAAAGACAGCCAUGAGGAAGUUGGUCAACAGAUACAUUUUAUGUAAAGAGAAGUGA
This is a messenger RNA of Suricata suricatta (meerkat), 1082 nucleotides long. Its product is annotated as olfactory receptor 4M1. The transcript is spliced from 2 exons. Gene Ontology annotation, biological process: G protein-coupled receptor signaling pathway. Gene Ontology annotation, molecular function: olfactory receptor activity; G protein-coupled receptor activity. Gene Ontology annotation, cellular component: membrane. The record is from RefSeq and is a predicted model, not a curated record. The coding region runs from base 141 to 1082 and encodes 313 amino acids. Lineage: Eukaryota; Metazoa; Chordata; Mammalia; Carnivora; Herpestidae.